Messenger RNA from Neltuma alba, 2280 nucleotides. RefSeq lists its product as uncharacterized. The record is from RefSeq and is a predicted model, not a curated record. NCBI's taxonomy places the organism in Eukaryota, Viridiplantae, Streptophyta, Magnoliopsida, Fabales, Fabaceae. Bases 1 to 2280 code for a protein of 759 amino acids. The transcript is spliced from 4 exons.
AUGCAGCACCACCUCUUGCAAAGGAGAAAGCAAAGUCCUCGAAACCCAUUGCAGGAUCUGAAUCGCAUUUCUGGUAGUAGCAAUAGCAGUGAUUCUUCCAACGUCUCUGCUGAAGCAUCAAGAGGUUGCCUACGAUUUUUCCUCUCCCACUCUUCUUUUUCUUCUUCAAAAUCCCCUGCCUGCAGACCGAAAUACCUCUCCCAAACUCCCAAUUCAAUCCACAAUGUGCCUCCUUUGAGAAAGCCUAAAGCUAAAGAGAACCUUACAAAAGCUAAUAGCGGGGAGCACACUAAAAACCUUGCAUCAGAGAAGGCUCGGAAAGUUAAGAAGAAUCCCCCAUGCCUAUACCAGUGGCAAUCUGGGAAGAAAUCCGAUUCUAAAACUGGCCAAAAAUCCAUGUCCUCUUCUGUUCUGAAUAACCAUUGCAAUUUUCUUCCUCGACUGCCAUCUGGAUUUGGAGAGUCAAUGCUGCAGGAAGAGAGACUCGAGAGGAUAAAUGACAAUGACCAUAAGUGUUCCCAGCUCAAAUCUUGUCAUAAUGAAGCAACUUUGACUCCUCUGAGUAAAAGGGUGUCUGAGUCAGAUUUGGAUAUUGUUCGUGAUGAUGGGGAUGUUAAAGAGAACUCAAACACAAGCCCUAGUGAAACACCUCCAAUUCAAAUUUCUGUUUCCCCUGAGAUACAAUGUGGUUCUUCUUUGGUUUCAGCUACUACACCAGCUUGUUAUGGUGCUGGCUAUAUAGUUUCUGGUGUCACUGACAGAAGAAAAUGCAGGCCUCGGGGUAUUCUUAUUGUGGGAGAGGACAACCCUCACUUCAAUUAUGGGACUGCUGAUAGUUUUGAUGAUGGUAAUGGGAAUGAAAUAAUGAGCACCGCCAACCAUGUCAGCACCUCUUUGUUGCCCCUGCCAAGUGAAGCUUCGAUGUAUUGGGUUUGUUCACCUCAUAACAAUGAGGAUAAAGAUGCCACGAAGACAUCUGAAAAUGGAGCAAGUCAAGUUCAGGUACUAGCUGAGUCCACCACUCUUGGUUCCAUUUCUCCGCCAUCAUCCAGUCAUAGAGUUUCUUUGGGCAUAAUUGAUAGCAUUGAUUUGUCUAGUGCUGAUUACUGUAUCAGAAGAAAAGCAUCUAGCUCAAUUUCUCCUAGCGGGCUCCCUGAAUUUCAAGGAUUUUCAGAUUCACUAUUAUCACCUUCUUAUUUACCCAUAUUCUUUUCUCCCAAUUCAACGUCUAGCUGCAAGGCGGGUGGCUCAGGAAAGGGCAAAACUUUUCAACACAAUCGUAUUGAAGAGAACUCUCCAUACUCACUCAAUUCAUUGAGUAGUGGAAAUGUUAUUCAAACUCCACAGUCAGACUUCAGUUCAGAUAUCCAUGUUGGCAUGCCAUGGGUUCAUGGAGACUAUCUGAAGAAAAACAAUUCUAAGCUUGACCUUGAUUCCAUAGGUGAAGCCAUUCCAUCAGCAAGCUUCAUGUCUGUACCAUUGGGGGAUUCUAUUAAUUCAAGUUUCCAAUUUGAUUGUUCAGCUCUGCCUUCUGAUUCAAUCGAUGUCUGUAAACUUCCGGAAUUUUUGGAUGAUCAGGUUCCUUGGUUAUCGAGUUCUACAAUUGACACAGCAUCACAGUCUCAAAUGAGGAUAUCAUGGAGGGAAGGGUUAAUGAGCCAACUUUAUGAGAUGGAUGACUUUGAUUGUUGCAAAUGCUUGUCAGAUGAGGAAGACCUUGCUAAUGAUUGCAACAGCAACGAUUUACCCAUCCAUUAUGUUACUAAAGUCAAUGACAAAGUAGACUUUGAUAAAAAGUUGGAUAGUGAUGUCAAAAUCACUGAAACUGAUGAUAAACCGCUGAGAAUUGAGGGAUUGGGCAAAGAAAUAUUUCCAGGUCUGCUAUCUUGUUCGGAGGCUGAGUCUAUAAGCACUGAUGGAACUGGUCUGGAUUCUUCCAAUUUGGCAAAACUCUGCAAGUCUGUUGGAGGCACAAAUUCAUGUCACAGAUGCCGGGAUGGGAUGCAUCCAGGAAGGCCAAAUGCUUGCAUGUGCAAAAGAAAAGGAAUGUGGGACCUUAAAAAAGCAAAGAAAAGUAGAUCAAAGAAGGUGGCAUCUAGGAAGCCCAAGGAAGCAACCUCUCAUUCUAAGACAGCAGUAAAUUUUGAGCGUAAGAAAAAAACUCAUUUCGGUAACAGUUACUGGCUUAAUGGUCUUAGGUUGUCCACAAAGCCAAAUGAUGAACGAGUAAUGCUGUUUAAGGAGAAAAAGGCACCUUGCCCCGUCAGAAGGUUUUUCUAG